Mercenaria mercenaria is the source of this 3107-nucleotide messenger RNA. Its product is annotated as decapping and exoribonuclease protein-like. Gene Ontology annotation, cellular component: nucleus; cytosol. Gene Ontology annotation, molecular function: mRNA 5'-diphosphatase activity. NCBI's taxonomy places the organism in Eukaryota, Metazoa, Mollusca, Bivalvia, Venerida, Veneridae. The record is from RefSeq and is a predicted model, not a curated record. The transcript is spliced from 8 exons. The coding region runs from base 179 to 1306 and encodes 375 amino acids. Gene Ontology annotation, biological process: nuclear-transcribed mRNA catabolic process; NAD-cap decapping.
AAUAACUCGCGCAUGGAUGCAAAGAUUGUCGUACACACAGGCAUUUCCUAUUUUCGAUUUUAUUUUUGAAAAAUACUUCCUGAGUCACUCAACAGUUGAGUCAACACGCGUUUCACAACAGUUUCUUUUGUAAUUCCGCUUCAAUUGUAUAUGAAAACCAAGUCGUAGACUCUUCAAAAUGUGUGCGGCAAGUUACAGAGACGAUCACAGAGGUGUCAAAGAAGCUGUAAUUGGAACAAAAAUUGCUUCUUUUGAAACAAGAAAUCGUAGGGCGUUUGAUAUGGAACAUCCUUCAUUCAAACCGGAGGAAACUGGGUCAUUUUCACUGGAUAUUGACAGGAAGUACGAAAAUACAACAAAGCAGCUGAAAUACUACGUAAAACCUCCAGAGAACAGUGUGCAUUUUGACUUACGCAAAGGAUAUAGCACGAUGAUCAGAAAAGAUGAAUCCACACCAAACUAUAUCACCGACAUUUUAGGAUGGAUCACAGACAAUAAGGAGAAGUUGGUCGAAGAAGACAUGAAAACAACGAGGCAGCUGAACACAGACUUUGUUUGCUGGCGAGGGUUGUAUACAAAGUUCUUGUGUACACCAUAUGAGAAUAGAGAAGGCUGGCUUGUAGCUGUAACUCUUUAUAAUGGAACAUAUUACCUGUGUGAGUUUGAAACAGAGCAGAAAAAGCAACAGAAUGCAUCGAGGACAAAACGUGAUGAUGAAAUGUGUUGUUGGGGAUGGAAGUUUGAGCAAUAUUUAACUGCAGAUUCUCCCACUGGUGUUCCUGAUACAGAGUCUCCAUACAACAACUGCGAGGCUUUCUGUACUGUUGUUCGUUCAAGACUAAACUCUCAUUCCUUGGUUUACAGUGGUGAGGUAGAUGCUGUAUAUACAGAUGAUGUGUAUGGCAAACAUUACAUAGAGCUUAAAACAUCGAGAGAUUUCAGCCAUCCCAGACAGUAUGUAAACUUUAAAAGGUUCAAGUUGAUAAAAUGGUGGGCUCAGAGUUUCCUGGUAGGUAUACCAGAGAUAGUGUGUGGAUACAGAGAUGAUGAUGGAAUUGUACACAGGCUGGAAUCAUUUAGCACAAAGAAAUUACCAGAAAUUGCCAAGGAUAUAAGCAAUCCCUGGAAAGCAAAUGUGUGUUUCAACUUUCUGGAUCAGCUGCUAUCUUUUAUAAAGUCUACAGUAAAAAUUGAUGAUCAUAGAACAGUCCAUCUGCUGCAGUGGUCUCCAGGUGAACCAGUCUGGUGUAGCAAGCCUCUCAAUGACUCAGAAUACAACUUCCUGCCAGACUGGUACACAAAAUAACAAGUUUCCUCUGAAAAAAUAGUACACUGCCAAACCACCUUAAACAUAGUCUCAGAUCUGAGACAAAGGAAAUUUACACUACUCCAUACUUCAUAGGAUUAUUGUUGCACCUGUUAUAAAUAAUUCAGUGCUGUAAAGGUAAUACUGUUAUAUAAAACUCUGGCUCAUUUCUAGGGAUACACUGCAGUUUUUCCUUUCCAAAUCAGUCUUUCUUAGUGCUUGCGGAGAAUACUUUCUAGAUAGAUUAUGUUAAGAUCUGUUACUGUACUGCAUUAUAUAUGUGUUCACAAUGAUCCAAACACUGGUAUAUAUAUUUUAACGCUAAGAAAUGAAAUAAAGUAACAAACACGAGGAAUGAUUUUUUACAGUUUAUUUUGGGUCUUUUUUUUUUUUAAAGGCAAUUAUCACUGUGACAUUUUAUAGCUUUCUGUUUUAUGAUUUAUACACAAAUGAUAACACAAUGAUUUUAUAUCCUUUGAACAACACAUACAAAAUUUUGUCUCGUCCAAGGACUGUACACAAAACUUUAUGCAACAUCAUAAUCAUUUACACAAUAAUCCUGCAGACUGAGUAGCAGAAUUUAAAUAUACCUAAUAUAUUUACAUUUACUCAGACAAAGCUAAAAAUGUAUAUUCUCUAUGUAAAUUUGAACAGUAAAGCUGAGUUUUUGUACCUUGAAGUGUUUUCAAUUAAGACAAGUUAAUUUUAGGCAGUGGCUAGAGAACAGGAACUGGUUCCCUAGACAACAAACUUAUUUGGAAUCGGUCCUCCACGCGUAUAGGCUAGAGGACCAGAAUUUUUUCUAUACAUAUUACCUCUGAUAUAUAUGGUUGAUAAUGAUAACAUUUUGUCAAAUUGGUAAUAUUAAUUUACUUAAAUGUUACCAAUUCAGCAAUUCAGUCGUGGGUUUACUUGUUCAUUUAUGUUUGUUUAACUUUACACUGUUUUGAUAUCUUAUUCUACAGUAUCCAUUGUCUGCUAUUUUGAUAAGACAUUUACCUCUAUGAAUAACUUGCAAGUCAUCGGUAUAGAAGCCAUUAUAUUAUACUGAGAACAGAAAUACACAUUUACGGCUACCAGGUACAUGAUGAAUAUUGUUUCAAUUAUCAUUAUUAUAAUAAAUAAAUAAAUCCCAAAAUUUUUCCUUUUUUAAGAGCUAAGAUGAAUAUUUACUAUCACAAUUUCAAAAGGUGUGCUAUUAGCUGUGAAAUUGUUUUUAUUUAUCGUGCGCCAUGUCUUCGUACAUAAUGAAAUCACACUUGUACUGCACUACAAUGGCUGAUAACGAAUCACUACUAAAUUGGUAAAGAUACCAGCAAAUAUGGGAUAAACUCGCAUAAAUGAAAAAGUAAGCCCUCGUUUGACUUGCUGAAUCGAUAACUUUAAUUAUCAUUAUUAUCUACAUAUCGGCAGUAAUAUGCAUAGAAAAAUAUUCUGGCCCUCUAACCUAUACGCUAGAGGACCGAUUCCGGUAGAAUAAGUUUGGUGUCUAGAGAACCUGUUCCAUUAUCUAGCCACUACCUUAGUUUUAACAAACAUAUACCAUAUUUAAUUGAUUCUCCUCUUGUAUCAUCAGCUGGAUAGUGAUAAAACUGUGAAGUAUGAUAUACUAGUACCUGUAUGAGAAUAUUUGAAAAUGUUCCGUCAAAGAAGAGUCCGAAAGAAUGAGUUAGAAGACCCACUGAUGAUGAAAUACAUAUACAUAACCUAAAUGGUAUAAACUAUUAUAUUCUGCUGAGAAAUAUCACAUUAUUAUGUAUGCUUGUAUACAAUGUACUAUUAAAGUGCUCAGUAAAAUCUA